AUGAGUUACUUGGGGGUUGCUGUCUACCACGGAGGCAAGAUGAAGCUGAUUGAUAGGAGACUGAGGCUAACGGAGCUGCUCUUACGCAGCUCCAUCACUGUCCUCGCUCUCCUCGGGAUUAUUCUGAUUGUUACAGACACUCAGGUCAAGCGAAUCUUCACUAUUGAGAAGAGGGCUAAGUACACCAACAUGAAGUCGUUUGUGUUCUUGGUGGUCGUUAAUGGUAUAGUUUCGGUGUAUUCAUUGUUGCAGACGCUUCGUUGCGUUAUGGGUUCGAUGAAAGGAAGCGUUUUGCUCAACAAAUCUCUAGCUUUGGCCAUUUUCUCCGGCGACCAGGCGAUGGCUUACAUGAGUGUGGCGGCUAUAGCAGCAGCAUCAGAGUCUGGUAUGAUUGGGAUAAGAGGUGAGGAAGAGCUGCAAUGGAUGAAAGUGUGCAAUAUGUUUGGUAAGUUCUGCCACCGAGGAGCUGGAGGAGUAGCCAGCACCAUUCUUGCUGCAGUUGCAAUGGUUUUGGUCUCUUGCAUUUCAGCGUUUAGUCUCUUCCGCUUGUACGGUGUCACCAACCAAAGACCAUCAAAGCUAGCCAUGGUGAAGUGAAAAGACGCAUCCUCUGUCUUUUUUAUUAGUGUUUAAAUGUUU
This is a messenger RNA of Eruca vesicaria subsp. sativa (arugula), 639 nucleotides long. Lineage: Eukaryota; Viridiplantae; Streptophyta; Magnoliopsida; Brassicales; Brassicaceae. The record is from the annotation of a GenBank genome assembly.